AUGUCUGACGAUGAUAUGGUUGAUAAUGAUGAUUAUGAUAAUGAUUAUGACAAUGAAAAUGAAAAUGAAGAGCCUGAUAAUGAUUUAGAAAAUCAAUAUUAUUAUUCUGAAGCAUUAAAUGAAGAUGAUCCAGAUGCUGCUCUUGAAAGUUUUAAAAAUGUUCUUGCAUUAGAAAAACGACUUGGUACAAAAGGUGAUUGGGGUUUUAAAUCACUUGAACAAAUAGUAAAAAUUUAUUUGAAAAAGAAAAAUUUUAAUCUUAUGUUAACAAAUUAUAUAGAAUUGUAA
Molecule: messenger RNA, 288 nt
Organism: Rotaria sordida
Lineage: Eukaryota; Metazoa; Rotifera; Eurotatoria; Philodinida; Philodinidae
Source: the annotation of a GenBank genome assembly